AAGCCCGUGACUCAGACCGCCUGUCACUUGGAGAGCCGAGGUGAGGCCUGCGUUGGAAUUCUACUGCUUCCUUCAGUGCCGCCGCCGCUGCUUCCCUCGUCCUCCUCGUUCGCCGAACCCCCGCCUGCGCCAUGGAGACCCCCGGCCAGAAGAGGAGCACCCGGAGCGGGGCGGGCUCGACCCCGCUCUCGCCGGCCCGCAUCACCCGCCUGCAGGAGAAGGAGGAUUUGCAGGAGCUGAACGACCGCCUGGCCAUCUACAUCGACAAGGUGCGCUCCCUCGAGUCCGAGAACGCCGGGCUCCGGCUGCGCAUCACCGAGUCCGAGGAGGAGGUGAGCCGCGAGGUCACGGGCAUCAAGUCGGCCUACGAGGCGGAGCUGGCCGACGCCCGCAAGACGCUCGACUCGGUGGCCAAGGAGCGGGCGCGCCUCCAGCUGGAGCUGAGCAAAGUCCGCGAGGAGUUCAAGGAGCUCAAGGCCAGGAACACCAAGAAGGAAGGGGAGCUGCUGACCGCCCAAGCCCGCCUGAAGGACGUCGAGGCCUUGCUGAACUCCAAGGAAGCAGCACUCACCACUGCCUUGGGAGAGAAUCGCAACUUGGAGAAUGAGCUCCGUGAUCUGCGGGGGCAACUGGCCAAGCUGGAAGCUGCUUUGGCUGAGGCCAAGAAGCAACUUCAGGACGAGAUGCUGCGACGGGUGGAUGCGGAGAACAGACUGCAGACCCUGAGGGAGGAGCUCGAGUUCCAGAAGAACAUCUAUGGAGAGGAGCUUCGCGAGAGCAAACGCCGCCACGAGACCCGCCUGGUGGAGAUUGACAAUGGGCGCCAGCGGGAGUUCGAGAACAAGCUGGCCGACGCCCUGCAUGAUCUGAGGUCACAGCACGAAAUGCAAGUCAGGCUGUACAAGGAAGAGCUGGAGAAGACUUAUGGCUCCAAGCUGGAAAACGCCAAGCAGUCAGCCGAGCGGAACAGCAGCAUGGCGGGGGUAGCCCACGAAGAGUUGCAGCAGACUCGCAUCCGCAUCGACAGCCUGUCGGCGCAGCUGAGCCAGCUGCAGAAGCAGCUCUCUGCCAAGGAAGCAAAGCUGCGUGACCUGGAGGACGCUCUUGCCCGGGAGCGUGACACCAGCCGCCGCAUCCUGUCCGAAAAGGAGCGGGAGAUGGCAGACAUGCGGGCCCGCAUGCAGCAGCAGCUGGAUGAGUACCAGGAGCUGCUGGACAUCAAGCUAGCCCUGGACAUGGAGAUCAACGCCUACCGCAAACUCCUGGAGGGAGAGGAGGAGAGGCUGCGUCUCUCCCCCAGCCCCACCUCCCAGAAGGGGGGCACCAGGACACGCAUCUCCCACUCUUCUAUGCAAAGCUCUUCCAAGAAGCGUAAGCUCGAGGAUGGAGAGAGUCGCACUAGCUAUUCCCACCAUGCCCGGACCAGCGGCCGCGUGGCUGUGGAGGAAAUUGACCUGGCAGGGAAGUUUGUCCGCCUGAGGAACAAGUCGAAUGAGGACCAGUCCCUGGGAAACUGGCAGAUCAAGCGCCAGAAUGGAGACGAGGCCCCCAUCUCCUACAGGUUCCCCCCCAAGUUCACCUUGAAGGCAGGCCAGCUGGUUACGAUCUGGGCCUCUGGUGCCGGGGUGACCCACAACCCUCCCAGUGAUAUGGUGUGGAAAAACCAGAGCUCGUGGGGAACUGGAGACAGCUUGCGCACUGCUCUUCUCACCUCUUCUGGAGAGGAAGUGGCCAUGCGGAAGCUGGUGCGCACCGUGAUUGUCAACGAUGACGAUGAAGAUGAGGAUGAAGAUGGCCACCACCACCACCACCACCAUGUUUGAAACCCAUAUUUUAAACUGAAGAUCCCUGGUCCAAGACUUUUAUUUCAGUCAGUUACACCCAAUGCUGUGGAGACUGACCUUCCAAUCUCUUGUCUAUUAGUCAAUAAAGUAAAAUCAAACUGAGAAAAUAGAAAUGAAUCCUGUUUACACCGCCCUCUCAUUAAUUUUAACUUAUGAGGCAAUUUCUGUAGUAGGACAAGUUGCUAAACCUUCUACAACCAAUAAUUUUAGAGCCCCAUUUUAAAACAGCUGCAUUGGCUGCCAGUUCAUUGCUAGGCCCAAUUCAAGGUGCUCAUGUUAGCACUGAAAGCCCCAAAUAACUUAGGUCCCAGAUACCUGGAAGACAAACCUCCUUCCUUACAGACCCUCCCUGGUGUUAAAAUCAGCUGAGUUGGGCCCUCUUGCUAGUUUCACAUCCCCAAGAAGUUUGGCGGUGUCCCCAGAGGGGGCCUUUUUGUGGCAGCCCCUGAGUUUGCAUGUUCAAAGUUUGCUCCCACCAGAGUUUAGAAAUGUUUGCAUUGCAACCGUGAGCCUUGGUUAGCUCUUCUUUGCUUUGCAUAAAAAAUCACAAGCAAACUCGGGGGUGGCCUCACCUUGUACCCCAGUGAUCAAUUUGUUUAAAGUCUAAACUUAUUCUUAAUUUCACCCACAAGACUAUACAUAAAUUUAGGGCCAAAUUUAAUGCUUUUAACUAAACCAAUUUGAAAUGCCCAUUCCACACAGUCAAACAUUUUAAAGAUGCUAAGGAUAUUUCUGUUUACUUACUACUACUACUACUACUACUACUAACAAUAAUACUUAUUAAUACUUAAUAUUUUUAAUUUCCAAAUGGAGACCAAACUGGAUAAAGCCAGUUUGGUCCACAUGGAUGUAAUCACCUAUAUUUCAUUUUAAGCAACUGUCAAGGACAGAAGCAAAACUCUUAUAAUAUACAUUAGGCAGGGAAAUGGGUCUGUAAGAUUCAACAAAAGUGGGUUUAAACAAGUUUAGGAAUUGUCACCUAGAGGGACACUAAGUUUGUGGCCAUGGUGUCCCUUCUAUGAUGUCAUUGUUUAAUGAUUUAAUUAAUUACUUGCAAGUGGUUCCUCUCCCCCCACACCCACAGGGGGGGAGGCAAAAAGAGUCAACAUUAUGUAGGCAUUUCAGACAAGAGAAGUCCCUCUAGCAGCAGAUCUGCAAAAAGCAGGGGGAAGAAAUUUGCAGAUCCACUGUGAGAGGGACUUCUCCCAAGCACAACUGCUGCUUGGUGCCUCUGAUACCGAGCAGCAUUUAAUGCCUGCUUGGCACUUGUUAAAAGGCGGUUAAACCCCACUGCUUUGGCUGUGGGUGCCAGUUCCUUGUUGGGAACAGCCACUCACAGCCAAUGCAGAAUUGAACCCUCCUCUUCCCUCCAUCAGCUGAUAUCACAUUGCUCUCAGGUGAUGGACAGGUAGCUGAGGUAUAGGGGAAUUGGCCUCUUGGGCCAAAUUAGACUCCCCCUGGUGGACCAGAGGUUCUCCACCUUUUUAAUUCCUCCCGUAUAUCACUGUCCUGCUUCUAAAGCCUUACUAAAAAGAUAUUAAUUUACAUACUUUUUAGAUAUUAAUAUUCCCUUUCAAAUCUCCCCAUCCACAGGGUUAAUUCCUCCUCUGAAAAACUUUCUAAACAUUUGCUGCAAAAUUUUCAAUUGCACACUGUUAGGCACAUACGCAGAUCCCAAAUCAUAACCUAGUGCGUGACUUUUUGCUUUUCUCUUCAAAAGACUGAAUAAAACGUCCAUUGCUAUCCUUCAAAGCUUUUUUCCUGCUUCUAAUCGAAAGUUUCGGUGAUUCUGUCCCUGCGUUGGAGAUGGGGAAGCUGUGGCACUCCCGACAGUGGACUGCAACCACCUGCCUGGACUGCAACCCACCUGCCUGGAGCGGAGCAUCUCAGCAGCCCCAGGCAGGCCGAUUGGUUCCCCAUCCCUGUUCUCUGUGUGGUUCAGCUUCUGAUCUUCCUCCUCCUCUAGAGCCACUGCAGCGGCUCUGGCGACCCAGGCGAGUACAACCUGCGUUCCCGCACUGUGCUUUGCGGCACCUGCGGGCAGCCGGCAGACAAGGGGGCCAGUACCACCAACGCUGCGACCAGCACCCUGUCCUCUGGCUCUUCCUCUUCCAGCCUCACCAUCACACGCAGCUACCG
Molecule: messenger RNA, 3983 nt
Organism: Zootoca vivipara (common lizard)
Lineage: Eukaryota; Metazoa; Chordata; Lepidosauria; Squamata; Lacertidae
Gene: LMNA
Product: lamin A/C
Biological process (GO): nuclear migration; heterochromatin formation; nuclear pore localization
Cellular component (GO): nuclear lamina; nuclear envelope
Molecular function (GO): structural constituent of cytoskeleton
Source: RefSeq, a predicted model, not a curated record